AUGGAAUUACAGAUUUUAUCAAAUUACUAUGAUUUUGAAACUCUAUCUGGUCGAAAAUUGAAUAUUUCACAAGAGAGUGGAGAAACUGUUGGAAAUGUAAAAAAAAGAAUUGCUUCAAUUUUUGGAAAUGAUGGAGAGAUUGGAAGUGAUGGUAGUUUUUAUUUAUUACAUUAUGGUAGAGAAUUAAAUGAUGAUGAAAUUGUUAAUCAAUCUUUAAUUGAUAGUAGUGUGGAUGGCGAUGAUAAAUUAAGAGGAAAUGGUAGUAAAAAGGAUAAUAAUAAUAAUGGUAAACCAAUUCAAAUUCGUCGUAAUAGAUAUAGUUGUUUUGCUGAACAUAUGAUUAAUGAGCAUUUAGUAAAACCAUGGUCAAAAUGGAUUGCUAGAAUUUCUUGUAUAAUUUUUUCAGUGUUACUAAUUGCAUCAUUGGCACAAAUUUCAUUUUACCUUCCACAUGCUAAAAAUGUACCAGUAACAUUUCAAACAUUGGGUGUAUUUGUAAUGUCAUCUUUAUUAGGAUGGAAAAUGGGAUGCUCCAGUAUUAUCCUUUACUUAUUAUGUGGUCUUGCAGGUGCUCCAUUCUUUACAAAUCAGAACCAUGGUGUAACUUAUAUGUAUGGAAGUACUAGUGGUUACUUGUAUGGUUUCAUCGUUGCCUCUUUUAUUGUUGGAUUUUUCGCCGAAAUGGGUAGUGAUAGAGCUUAUAUCUUUAAUUGGAAAUCCACUUUGUUUUCAAUGAUAUUUGCAAAUAUUGCCAUUUACAUUAUUGGUAUUCCUGUUUUAGCUAUUAAAAUUGGUUGGAUAAAAUCAUUCAAAUUAGGUUUACUUCCAUUUUUAGUUGGUGAUGCACUUAAAAUAAUUAUUGCAACAAUUAUAAUUCCAUCAAUUUGGAAAUUCAUUGCAUUUCUCUCAAAUAAGCGUAUAAUUAUUAAAUCUCCAACAAUUAAAGAUAUUUUAUCUUCUUCACAAUUAAAAAAUGAUAAAACUUCAAUUGAACUAAAUAAUAUAAACUCACAAUAA
Dictyostelium discoideum AX4 is the source of this 1017-nucleotide messenger RNA. RefSeq lists its product as hypothetical. Gene Ontology annotation, molecular function: biotin transmembrane transporter activity. Gene Ontology annotation, cellular component: plasma membrane. NCBI's taxonomy places the organism in Eukaryota, Evosea, Eumycetozoa, Dictyosteliales, Dictyosteliaceae. The coding region runs from base 1 to 1017 and encodes 338 amino acids. Gene Ontology annotation, biological process: biotin transport. The record is from RefSeq and is a predicted model, not a curated record. The transcript has a single exon.